Molecule: messenger RNA, 686 nt
Organism: Notechis scutatus (mainland tiger snake)
Lineage: Eukaryota; Metazoa; Chordata; Lepidosauria; Squamata; Elapidae
Source: RefSeq, a predicted model, not a curated record
GGGAUGGUAGUAGCUGGGAGAAAUCCACUGAGAUUGCCCAACUGCUGAACUGAGGUUUAGUGGUUCAGACAUUGCCUGAAGAGCUAUGAAGAGCUGGCUACCCCUGGUUGCUGCUGUUCUUCUCUGGCCAGGCAGCUCUUCUCAAAAUGCAUGUGAAGAACCAGAGGACAUUGACUUUGGGGAAAUUGUAAGCAUUGAGAAAGCCAAAUAUCUGGAAAAUGACCGAGUGCAAUACAGUUGCAACCCAGCUUAUGUCUUGGAAGGAUCUGAAUGGAUUCAGUGUAAGGGUCAAAAAUGGACACCUCAUCCACCAAAAUGCUUGGCACCCUGCAGUAUCACAAGACAACAGCUAGCAACAAAAAAAUUGUUUGUGUUUGGGAGUCAAAGAAAAGCUCGGCUUAUUCAGAGUAAUCAUAAUGUGCAAUUUCAGUGUAAUGAAGGAUAUGUCCUCGUGGCUCCAUCUGUCAGAAAGUGUUUUGAUGGUUACAUGGAUUUCCCAUUAUGUAUCUCUGAAAGAGGGAAAAAUUGCAGUGGUCCACCAAGAAUUGAGAACGGAGACAUUAUUAGUUUAUCUGAGAAACUGUACAGAUCUGGCUCUUCAGUAGAAUUCAGAUGCCAAACAUAUUAUGCCAUGGAAGGCCAGAACAGAUCUUUUUGUGACAAUGGGACCUGGACAAAAGUGCCCA